AUGGGAGACAUCAAUGUGUCCGAUGGCCAGGAUGGCGCUGGCGGUGGUACCAAAAAGCAUAUUUUGAUUAACGCCUUUGAUAUGUCCACAGUAGGACAUUUGUCUCCAGGCCAGUGGAAGAACCCCAAAGAUAAAUCGGCGACAAAACGGACACUGGAGUACUGGAUCGAUCUGGCAAAGCUGCUGGAGCGCGGUGGAAUCAACGCACUUUUCCUCGCAGAUACAACCGGAGGCUAUGAUACAUAUGAGGGGAAGAUUGACGAGUGCAUCCGACGAGCAGCACAAUGGCCCGUGACAGACCCAACCAUUCCUAUCUCUGCAAUGGCCGCCGUGACCAAGAAUCUAGCUUUCGGUAUCACGGCUUCUACUUCAUUUGAACAACCAUUUCUGCUGGCAAAGCGCUUUUCGACAUUGGACCAUUUGACGAAAGGUAGAUUGGGUUGGAACAUUGUCACCUCGUACAAGAAAGCGGCCUUUAAAGCAAUUGGUCUUGAUACCCCGAUUGAACAUGACGAGCGUUACGCACAGGCCGACGAGUUCCUGAGAGUACUUUACAAGCUCUGGGAAGGAUCUUGGGCGCCAGAUGCGCUUUCGCCCAACCCAGAUGAAGACUCCUACGUUGACCCGGACAAAGUCCGUCAAAUCAAUCACAAGGGGAAGUAUUACUCACUGAAUACACGCCAUAUUGUGGAUCCAUCGCCGCAGAGAACCCCGUUUCUCUUUCAAGCAGGCACUUCACCAGCAGGCUCGGCCUUCGCAUCGACUCAUGCGGAGGCAAUCUUUGUCUCCUCACACUCACCGGAGGUCCUGCGGCCAAAGAUCGAAAAGAUCCGCCAGCUAGCAGCCGAGAAAGGUCGCGAUCCGCAGUCAAUCAAGUUCUUUGGCACUUUCACACCUAUCGUGGGACGAACCGAUGAAGAGGCCCAGGAGAAGUACGAAGAGCUGAAGAAAUAUGCUUCAGUAGUCGGCGGUCUGGUGCUCUUCAGUGGAUGGACCGGCAUUGAUAUAUCCAAGAUUCCUCUGGACCAAGAGAUCACAGCGGCAGAUUCUCUAGAAGCUAACAAGGUGACUAGUCUGCUGGAUUCACUGGUUCAAACGAGCAAGGAUAUACCGCGUUGGACGCCUCGAAUUGUUGCCGAAAAAGCUGCUAUCGGGGGACUUGGCCCUGUAGCUAUUGGAAGUCCCACGACUGUCGCAGAUGAGAUGGAACGCUGGGUUCGAGAGGCCGGCAUUGAUGGGUUUAAUAUUGGCCAUGUCUCUACGCCAGGGACGUUCGAGGACUUGAUCGACCUGGUCAUACCGGAAUUGAGAAAGCGUGGACUUUACCCAGAGCUUCCAUCGCCUUCGGAUGAGCCGCUUACGGCUCGUGAGAAGGUGUAUGGACGUGGUCAGAAGGACCUUCGUGAUGAUCACCCUGCGACUCGUUAUAAGUACGACGCGUAUCAGGAGGAACCUCCAUAUGUCGAUAAUGCAGAGCAUGCAGACAAUGUAGAAAUUGCCUAA
This is a messenger RNA of Penicillium waksmanii, 1503 nucleotides long. Its product is annotated as xenobiotic compound monooxygenase, DszA family. The record is from RefSeq and is a predicted model, not a curated record. Gene Ontology annotation, molecular function: oxidoreductase activity, acting on paired donors, with incorporation or reduction of molecular oxygen; monooxygenase activity. Lineage: Eukaryota; Fungi; Ascomycota; Eurotiomycetes; Eurotiales; Aspergillaceae. The transcript has 4 exons. Bases 1 to 1503 code for a protein of 500 amino acids.